UUGUCAAUUUGUCAACUCAAUUUGACUUUGUUGAGGUUCAACGUGAACAAAUAAAAUUGCAUCAUUUUUUUAGAAAAAACUCUUAUAAUUCUAUUAAAAAAAGUGCAGGCCAUACGUAAAAAUGCCGUUGUCCUGUCGAUUUUAUCAAGAAAAAUAUCCUGAAGUGGAAGAUGUAGUGAUGGUAAACGUAAGGUCAAUCGCCGAAAUGGGUGCCUAUGUACAUUUACUUGAAUAUAAUAAUAUAGAGGGUAUGAUAUUGCUCUCUGAGCUGUCGAGAAGGCGUAUAAGAUCUAUCAACAAGUUAAUUCGUGUAGGAAAGACAGAACCGGUCGUGGUUAUCAGAGUAGAUAAAGAAAAGGGUUACAUAGAUUUAUCAAAGCGUCGUGUAUCUGCAGAAGACAUAGACAAAUGCACAGAGAGAUAUGCUAAGGCUAAAGCUGUCAACUCAAUCCUUCGACAUGUCGCUGAACUUCUUCAUUACCAGAGCUCAGAACAGCUAGAGGAGCUAUACAAGCAGACGGCAUGGCUCUUUGAAGAGAAAUAUAAGAAAAAGGCAUCUGCUUAUGAUUUCUUCAAACAGGCUGCAGUUGACCCUUCAGUCCUUAACGAGUGUGGUCUUGAUGAGAAAACAAAGGAAGUAUUAUUAGCAAACAUUAAGAGGAAACUCACCUCACAAGCUGUUAAAAUCCGUGCUGAUAUUGAAUGUGCUUGUUAUGGAUAUGAAGGAAUUGAUGCUGUUAAAGCUGCAUUAAAAUCUGGACUUGCUCUAUCCACAGCCGAGAUGCCAAUUAAGAUUAAUCUUAUUGCUCCACCUUUGUAUGUAAUGACAACUUCCACACCAGAAAAAACAGACGGUCUCAAAGCAUUGCAAGAUGCCAUUGAUAAAAUACAGGAUACAAUCACCACGGCCGGUGGUGUGUUCAACGUGCAAAUGGCUCCGAAGGUGGUGACCGCCACGGACGAGGCCGAGCUGGCGAGACAAAUGGAGCGCGCUGAGGCUGAGAACGCUGAAGUGGCCGGAGACUCUGCCGAGGAGAACGAAGACCAAGGUAUGGGUGACGCCGGUAUGGAUGAAGAACCGCAACAGAACGGCGCCUCCGACGAAGACGACGAUAACUGAUCGUAUUGUACUAUAUGACUUCAAUAUAAAUAUAUAUACAACCCUUUUAUACAA
This is a messenger RNA of Vanessa tameamea, 1174 nucleotides long. RefSeq names its product eukaryotic translation initiation factor 2 subunit alpha (gene eIF2alpha). Lineage: Eukaryota; Metazoa; Arthropoda; Insecta; Lepidoptera; Nymphalidae. Bases 122 to 1120 code for a protein of 332 amino acids. Gene Ontology annotation, cellular component: eukaryotic translation initiation factor 2 complex; eukaryotic 48S preinitiation complex. Gene Ontology annotation, molecular function: translation initiation factor activity; ribosome binding; RNA binding. Gene Ontology annotation, biological process: translational initiation. The record is from RefSeq and is a predicted model, not a curated record. The transcript has 7 exons.